UUCAUUUUAUCAUUUCUUUGGUUUAACAAAAUGAGACAACCUGCAGGUGUCGCGGAAAUCCUCAGAUCUCAUCAAAAAGAUGACAUUUACACUGGUUAUUUGAAAAAUUCCGUAUCUGAGAUUUUUCAAGAAAUAUUUGGUCCUGGGGUAUGGAUCAGAUGGAAAAAUGAAGUUGAUCGAGUUGCUGAGGUCACAUAUUUCUUGCUUACAACAGUUGCAGGAUACCAGACAGUUGGGGAAGAAUAUGUCAACAUCAUACAGAUAGAUAAACAAAGACGAAACCUACCAUCAAAACUGAAAAGAUUGAUUAUGGUUUCCCUCCAUGUAUUUGGUCCCUACGCAGUUAUCCGUCUACUGGAUUGGAUGGAAAAGAAAAUAAAGUCAGGAGAAUGGGACAGCAUUCCCAAGGAAACAAGGGAGCUUAUUCUAAAAUCACUUCCUGUUCUUCAACAAGCGAUGUCACUUCUCCAGAGAUUUCAUCUGGCAGUGUUUUAUCUCAGGGGUGUGUUUUAUCACAUCGCCAAACGACUGACGGGAGUCAGCUAUAUCAAGUUCAGCUUACCCAAUACUGAUGGAUCCAGUGUUCAGCAGAGUUUCAGUGCUCUGGGCUGGUUGUCACUGGCACAGCUUGGCUUCAGUGUGUUACAACUGUUGUAUCAUGGUUACAAAUCUUCUGGAUCAUUCACCUCUAACACAGAAGUCAGGUCUAAGACAACAAGUGAUGCUGCGGACAGGAAGUGUUGUUUGUGUCUGGAGACCCGGAGGAAACCCACGGCGACACCUUGUGGCCAUUUGUUCUGCUGGCAGUGUAUCUACGAAUGGUGCUCUACUAAGCUUGAGUGUCCAAUUUGCAGAGAAAAGCUGCAACCACAAAAACUAGUAUUUCUACAGAACUUUGACCCCCCAGAGGGAUGAAAUGGACUCCAUGGGUUUCAAUUUGAAGCCUCAAACUCAAAGGACAAACAUCAUAUAUUUUUAAAAUCAGAUAUUGCUCACAAUGGCAGAAAGAAGAAGUUGUGAGAAAUAUUAUGGCAGCUAAUAUUCAUUGUUAUAAGAAACAUCAACAGUUUGUAGCAUUUGUGAUUUGAAACUCUUUUUGUGCAAUAUUGUUAAUUCAUAAAAGAUAAAAAGUAUAUUUUCA
Saccostrea cuccullata (small rock oyster) is the source of this 1141-nucleotide messenger RNA. Its product is annotated as peroxisome biogenesis factor 10-like. Bases 31 to 915 code for a protein of 294 amino acids. The record is from RefSeq and is a predicted model, not a curated record. The transcript is spliced from 7 exons. NCBI's taxonomy places the organism in Eukaryota, Metazoa, Mollusca, Bivalvia, Ostreida, Ostreidae. Gene Ontology annotation, biological process: protein import into peroxisome matrix. Gene Ontology annotation, molecular function: zinc ion binding. Gene Ontology annotation, cellular component: peroxisomal membrane.